UUUGUAUUUUGGUGGCAGCAGCAGGCAGCAGGCGGCCAGCAGGCAGCAGGCAGCAGGCAGCAGGCAGCAGCAACCCGUGGAGGCAAGUCCAAGAAAGGUGGAGACUCCUGGUUAACUUCCUGCACAAUAAUCUUGAAGCACCACCAAGAGAGAACUCGGGAGGCUGCUGCUGCUGCUGCCGCUGCUGGGGCAAGGGCGAAUGGAUAUACGGCCCACUUCACUUCUUUUUCGGCGGUGAAUCGACAAAAACAACCCGAAAAAAAAGGAAGGAAAAAAAACAACAACAACACAACAACAGUUUGCGGUUGAUUAUACGCGUCUACCUGGCUAGCAGCUAGCUAACGGUGAAGCUGCUGGAUAAGAGAUUCCCAGCGUUUGAUAGCGAGGCGGUGCGAAGGACGGGAAUGGAGGUCAUAGUGGAGUACGAGUACGACGCGCUCCAUGAUGACGAGCUGACCCUGCGGCUGGGCGACAUCAUCAAGAACGUGCGGUACAUAGAGGAGGAUGGCUGGAUGGAGGGAGACCUCAACGGGAAAAGGGGCCUCUUCCCCGACAACUUUGUUAAGGAAUUGAAGAAGGAAUCUAAAGAGGUCAAGGAAACAAAGAAUGAGCCAAAAGAGGAGACCUCUCAGCCUCUGAGGAGAGAGAAGAGCGCAGGGAACGUGGCCAACCUGGUUCAGAGGAUGAGCACCAUCGGCAUCCCAACCGGCGGCUUCCAGCCUCAGCCACCAGCAGCUGCAAAGAAGCCUAAGAGGAGACAGUGCAAGGUGCUGUUUGACUAUCAGCCAGUGAACGAAGACGAGCUGGAGCUGAAGAUCGGAGAAACCAUCGACAUCAUCGAAGAGGUGGAGGAGGGCUGGUGGAGCGGCAGCUUCAACGGCAAGUCAGGACUGUUUCCCUCCAACUUCGUCAAAGAGCUGGAUGCCGCAGGAGAGGACGCAGAGCCCAACGACACGGCAGCAGACGAGACCGAUGGAAGUGGAAUGGAAAGCGCUGCCACCCCCACAUCGCCUCAACCUGCCUCAGGGAACGGAGUUAUUGCUCAGCCCAAGAAGAUCCGAGGCGUCGGCUUCGGAGACAUUUUCAGAGAAGGGUCGGUGAAGCUAAAGGUUCGACUGCCAAGCCCUGAAACAGAGGAAAAGAAGGAGAGACCAAUCCCAUCAUUACCAUCUGCUGCAAAGCCCGCCCAUCCCAACAUGACAGAGUCGCAGAGAGCUGACGGGGACGGCAAAUCCAAAGCAAAAGAGUACUGCAAGGUCACGUUCAUGUUUGAGGCUACGAAUGAGGACGAGCUGACCAUCAAAGAGGGCGAUGUCCUCCACGUCCUGAGCAAGGACACAGGAGAGCCCGGCUGGUGGCGAGGGGAGAUCGGGGGCAGAGAGGGUGUCUUCCCCGACAACUUUGUCACCAUGCUGUCUGAAGCAGAGAAAGAGACUCCCACGUCGAGAGGGUCAGUGAAAUCAUCGCCUAAGCAGGACUCUGAGGAGAAGCCGAAGAAGCCACCUCCACCAUCAAAAAGCAUAGCUCUCAAGCCGGACGCGAGUGCCGACAAGAAGCCUCAUCCCAUCAGGCCAGAGGACAGAGUUGACAGGCCUACGCCAGAUCACAAACCAUCCAAGCCUGCAGCGCCGGUGGUCCCUCCCAAGAAGCCGGUCCCCCCUCCUGGAAAAGGCAGACCCGGAAGCCUCCCGCCAAAGAGGCCAGACAAGCCUCUCGCUCCCUCACCAAACCUCAAGCACAAUGGAGAGGUGCCUUCCACGCGACCAAAGUCCGACUUCGAGCCAGUAUUGCCCACCAAACCCAAAACCCUGUCUGGGGACUGGGGGGAGAAGUCCUCGGAUAUGGAUCUGAUGAGUUUUGAUGACUUGUCGUCUACCUCGGAGAAGCUCUCUCACCCCACAGUUAACAGACCAAAGAUGCCUGGCAGGAGGCUGCCUGCCCAGUUUGGUGGAGGACAGUCGCCCAAUAAGGAAGUGAACGUGGAGAAAUCUUUCAAGAUCGACGAAGAGGAUGCAGCCAAACCAAAGCUAACAGAAACCAGAAAGCCUUCCGCAAACAGAUCCCAGUCACCGUUACUCAAUAGGCCCGCCGCCAGCACCGAGACCAAGCCGAGCCCCGCCGCAGGCCCAAGCUCAGACGUCGCAUCGCUGGGCAUCAGGGCCAGGCUGGAGUCGGAAGAGCUGGAGGAGCUGAGGAAUCAGAUGAAGGAGCUGCUGCUGUCCGUGGAGCUCCUCAAGUCCCAGCAAAUGAAAGAGAUAGCAGAGCUACGAGGAGAGCUGGAUGAGGAGAGGCUAAAGCGCGUAGCCCUGCAGAGGGAGAUAGAAAAACUAAAGCAGACCGUCCACUCGACGUGAAGCCCGAGCUCCAAUCAACAGCAAGCCUCAAGGUCAGCUGCUGGCCUGUCGACCAACCAGAGUGCAGGAGGGCGGCGGCGGGCGGAUGGAAUGGAAUGGAGGGAGAGAGAGAGGGUGGGGAAUGAGAUGAACCACCUCGAGUACAAUCCUUUUCCAGUGAUCUACGAAAAUAAACUCUCCCCACAUUUGUAAGAUUUAAAUUUUGCACAUAUAAUUUUUUUUCCCAAGUUAGAUGUAAUUAAGUUACAGAUGUAUAUGUUUCUCUUUAUUUCUUUUUUUUUUUAUUUUGCCAACACGAAAAAAAACUGAGGCCUUACUUCGAACUACUGUGCUGGACAACUCUGCCGCUCACGCUCUCUCCCCUUCACUCCGGCGUUCCUCGAACCCCUCGGGGAGGAGGUCCGCUCUCAGUACUACUGACUUUGUAUAAAGCAGGGGGCGCUUGUUUUCCUCGCCUGAUUUUUCUUUCUCAUAUUUUUUUAUGAUGCACAAAUUUUAAAAAAGAUAAGAAAAUGUUUGAUUUCAGUUAACAUAUUUUGAUCCUCACGGCGAAUGAUUUUCCUUUUUCCUACACGGCGCCUGUCAGCAGUACUCCACUCCAUAGCUGCAGCGCUUCAGAGAGAGCUCUUCUUUCAUUUUUCUUUGUCUUUUAUAUGGUUUCUAGCAUUCCUAUCCAGGGUAACACUACUGUGCCUGUUAAAAAACAAAAUUAUAUUAAGUGUUUGUAAUGGGAGCUUACAUAUACCAUGAUGGUGUCUGGAAAUUUUGCAGCAUGAUAUUGUAUAUCUAUAUUUUUUAAGUCUACUGACAUGCCUAGUCAAAUACUAUAUAGAGGGCCUCUUCUAUGCUGGUCUCUUCUAUUUUUGUCAAACUGUUUCACCCACUGGGAAUGUUCCCAGAGGUUUAGCUAGUCUGCAGGUAAUGUAGACAGAAUCCACAUGCAAAAAAAAAAACCACCUCUAAAGAGAAGAAGAGGAAGAGAGAGGAAAAGAGACUGCAUUCUUUGAUUUACAGAGUUCCUGACCAACACAUUGCCAUCAAAAAAGCAGCCUCAUUAUAAUCGUCUCUGCAACCUGCUUUUACUUUCUUGGAUUUAAUCAGGCCGCCAUCCCUCUAAUCCCUGUCGCAGCCCGUUCUUCUUCUCCUUCCACCCAUCCCUCUUUGAUUCAAAGUGAAUCAUAUGAUCUGAGAGGGGACUUGUCUUACCGCUCUGUAAAGUGUUACGCAUGAGCCUGCACAGCACUCAUCAGUUGUCCUGUCCUUAUCGUAUGUGUUUGUGUGCGUGUCUCUCUACUUAUCUUCCCACAUUCCAAGUACACGAGUUAAACAAACUGGAAGCGCACAGUACAAAGCAGCAGUAAUAACGAGAUUAACUCACAUUCUCCUUGUUCUAACUCGGUUUGAGGAGCAAAGAGUUAAAACCCCCUAUGUGUAGAGUUUUAAUGUUUGUGUAAGCUGAUAUAGUACCAAAUGAAUGAAAAAUCUCUUGGUGGAAAUAUUUGUAUGUUCUGGUGCAGUCUGUCUGCCACUACAGCGUCAGAGCUCUAGAGACGACCAUAACUAUCUGUCAGUUGAGGUGUCCAUCCACCCCUACAGUCCAGGCUGAAACAUGCUGAUAAAUAUCGCAUGGAUCGCCAAUACAUUUUGUGCGCACAUUUAAGGACCAGUGUGUAGGAAUAAGUGGCAUCAGGUGCUGUAGUGGUAGAUUGCAACACCCUUGCUUCACCCUCUCCUUCCAAGAACAAAAGAACAAGAACCUUUCUGCUAAUAGAUCCCAGAGGAUGAAUCCUAAUCCUAAUGAUGUUGGUGAUCCCCUGAUUGUUCAUGUAACAGCACCAACAGGUCAAAGUUUUCAAUUAUCCAGUGAAAUAGCUCAAUUUCUAAAAGAUGCAUUGACAACAGUAACUUACUUUCAUCUCUGACCAUGCGCAGCUGGGUAACCUCACCCAACAAUGAUGUCACAGUGUACUGGGUCACCCUGGAUUACACUUCUACAUCACGGCAGCAAAGUGAUUUUCAGCUGGUAUGAGGAACUCUUAUCGGUGCAAUACUUAAACCUGCAAAACUAAUGACAUUCCAACCUCAGCUCUACUUAUUGGUAAUUGACAAAUGUUAGCAUGCUAAUAUGCUAAACUAAGUAGGUGAACAUUAUACCCGCUUAACAUCAGCAUGUGAGCAUUAUUGCCUGAUCAAAGCUGAUCCAGUUUUUAAAAAUCCAGUAACAUAUCGGCCAACACAUUGACCUAGAUAAACUCUGUCGGACAUUUUACAAAUAAACUUGUAAGUGCUCUCUACAAAACACAAAAAUGCGUCAUGCGGUUUCAAAACAUUUGUUGUUGCAUGUUAAGCAUUUAGCUCAACAAAGUACAGCCUCAUAGAGCUGUAAGCAUGGCUGACUCUUGGUCUUGUUCGAUACUACAACUAGGAGUCGCCAACAGUUAAAAUCCUACACAUAGGGGCUUUAGCUCAUGAACAGAAAAAGAAAUGGGUUGCUUACUGACGGUCCUUAUUUUUUCUUCUCAAAAGCAUUUUCAACAGCACAGAACUGCUGCUGCCCUUCCGGAUGCUAAUCUGUUUUUUUAUUUUUUUUAAUACCUGGAACUGAAUUCUUAGCACUGCUAGCAUGCUCAAGGGCUACAGAAAUAUGCAGCACAGCGUAAGUUGAACUAAUGCAUUGUAGGAUGUGAAUCACCUUCAGUCCGCCUGCAGCCCUGAGUUCUGAAUGUCAAGAAUGUGCUUCUGUGCUGAUGAACAGCUUAUCUCCAUGCUGAGACACUUUUUUGAGGAGACCAGUACAGUACCAAGUGGAACCCCUCUGGCUUUUAUACGGGGUUAGAGGAACGUUUCAGCCCUCAGUAUUGGUCAUAAUAUUUAAAGCAGGUUUCACUUCCAAAUCAAAUGUUGUAUAACUGUCUCACAUCUACUACUGUGUACCACAAAUACAAGUGCUGGUUACCGUUCUUCCCUGUUUUUUUAAUUUUAAAUAUCUUUAUACAUAUCUCACAAUUGUCUUAAACAAGUGUUACUUCGCUUUUAAAUCCUCCUCAGGCUUUGUUGCAUGUGUUCGAUGUGUGCGUGCAUGCUUUUGCUGGUGUCUGCUGGCAAACAUUCAAGUGCAACAGCGUACACAAUGUAAAAUUCUGGGCUCCAGAGUGCUUUGACCAAGUUGAUACUAUAUAUCUGACCUUAAUGAGCAUGGCACUCAUGCAAUAUGUUGAUGCCUAACAUAAAACAGACUUCCUUUUAGCACAGCAGCUCUUUAACAAUACUGGGCGAUGAAAUAAUCACAUCGUGGGAAAGGGGGGCUGGGGUGGGGUGGGUGGGGCCACAGCUCUUCAUGUAAUAUCUGUAAUGCGGCUUAACUUCCACAUAUUGUACAUUCCAGAGUUUGACACCAAGAAGAAAUCUGUGCACAUUUAUAACAUAUUUUCAAGUGAUUUUGUUUACAAGAGCUGUAUCCUUGCAUGAGCUGAGAUUCUUCUCAAAAAUGAAUAAAUAUCAUCUUUAUUUACUGUCA
This is a messenger RNA of Dicentrarchus labrax (European seabass), 5871 nucleotides long. It is a transcript of the gene cd2ap, whose product is annotated as CD2-associated protein. The record is from RefSeq and is a predicted model, not a curated record. Lineage: Eukaryota; Metazoa; Chordata; Actinopteri; Moronidae. Gene Ontology annotation, molecular function: protein binding.